Messenger RNA from Thunnus maccoyii (southern bluefin tuna), 5866 nucleotides. RefSeq names its product homeodomain interacting protein kinase 3b (gene hipk3b). Lineage: Eukaryota; Metazoa; Chordata; Actinopteri; Scombriformes; Scombridae. Gene Ontology annotation, biological process: peptidyl-serine phosphorylation; peptidyl-threonine phosphorylation. The record is from RefSeq and is a predicted model, not a curated record. The transcript is spliced from 16 exons. Gene Ontology annotation, cellular component: cytoplasm; nucleus; PML body. Gene Ontology annotation, molecular function: protein tyrosine kinase activity; protein serine/threonine kinase activity; ATP binding. Bases 297 to 4259 code for a protein of 1320 amino acids.
AUUUGCUUGCAGUUGCUGCUAGAGAAAAGGGACAUGUUAGAGGCUGACAGGGCCACGGAGCUGUACGUGUAAGGUUGGGUAGCGGAUACCCUUUCAGAGAUGGGCUACUUUGCCCUAAGAGGAAGGAUACGGAUUUGAACAGUGUAGCUACAACCUGGACUCGGCGCUGUGUUUGUGGACGCUCAUAUGCAGGACUUAAUUAAUGUUUAAAAUGUGGGAGAUGGUGGCGUUACCGAGAGCGAGCUCUCCCUUCCUGUCGUCUAGGACAAGAUGGCAGCAGUGCAGGCGAACUGUGCAUGGUGUGGAUUUAUAAGUCCAUAACAUGUUCAGAGAAGCCCUGGAUUAUACUUAUACUGACUCUAUGUGAAGGUAUGGCCUCACAAGUCUUGGUCUACCCACCACACAUUUAUCAAACCCAGACAAGUGCCUUUAGCAGUGUGAAGAAACUCAAAGUUGAGCCCAGCAGCUGUGUGUACCAUGAGAGGGCACACCCGCGGACUUAUCUGAACAGCAGAACCCUUGGCAUUGUGCACCCAACGAAACAAGCCCACUCGUUUGUGAACCGAGACUUGGCAGUGGGCGUGAAAGUGCGUGGAGGACAAGAGUACGCGGUGCAGACGGUGGUGGUGCGUGGCGUACAGAGACAACAGCCCGGUAAAAGAGGAGGAGGAGGAGGAGGAGGAGGAGGAGGAGGACCAGGCCCAGCUGCGGCCCAGCAGCGGCAGGACGCAGGGGUUGUCCACUUGCAGGGCAAGGAGCAGCAGCAGACAGACAAAGCAAGUGGGGGCAGCAGUGGAGCAACAGGGGCAGGAGGAGGGGGAAGGGGAGAGGGCUGCAGUGGAGGAGGUGAGGGAGGUGGAGAGGAGGAGGGUGACAGAGAAGAGAACUGUGGAGGUUUGAACUCAGCUGACAGCUCUCAGCGAUGUGGGCUGAAACGUAAAAGUGAGGAGCUGGAUAAUCGAGGGAGCACCAUGCAGAUUGUGGAGGAACUGUCAAUGUUGCCUGCCAUGUUGCAAACGACGAAUGUGGGGAACGCAGCCGUGACUGCACCUGCGGCCGUGGGGGCUGGAGGAGGCCCCUCCAAACAGGGUGCAGGGCCUGUGGGUGUAGGUGCAGCAGGGGGGACGGGAGGAGGGGAUGGGGACUAUCAGGUAGUACAGCAUGAAGUCCUGUGUUCCAUGAAGAAUACUUAUGAAGUGCUGGAUUUCUUGGGACGUGGCACAUUUGGCCAGGUUGUAAAGUGCUGGAAGAGAGGCACAGGUGAGGUAGUGGCUGUGAAGAUCCUGAAGAACCACCCUUCAUAUGCACGGCAGGGUCAAAUCGAAGUCGGCAUCCUUGCUCGUCUGAGUGGGGAGAAUGCAGAUGAGCACAACCUGGUGCGAGCCUUUGAAUGCUUCCAGCACCGCAGCCACACCUGCCUGGUGUUUGAGAUGCUUGAGCAGAACCUGUAUGAUUUCCUGAAGCAGAAUAAGUUCAGCCCGCUGCCCCUGAAAGUGAUCAGACCUGUGCUACAGCAGGUAGCCACAGCUCUGAAAAAGCUGAAGAGCAUGGGUCUGAUUCAUGCAGACCUCAAACCGGAGAACAUUAUGCUGGUGGACCCAGUGAGGCAACCCUACAGGGUGAAGGUGAUAGACUUUGGCUCAGCCAGCCACGUGUCCAAAGCAGUGUGCUCCACGUACCUCCAGUCUCGGUACUACAGGGCUCCAGAGAUUAUUUUGGGAUUGCCGUUUUGUGAAGCCAUAGACAUGUGGUCACUAGGCUGUGUGAUAGCUGAACUUUUUCUGGGCUGGCCACUUUACCCUGGGGCCCUGGAGUACGACCAGAUUCGCUACAUUUCUCAGACACAAGGUUUGCCAGGGGAACAUUUGUUGAAUGCAGGGACAAAGACAGCACGGUUCUUUUGUAGAGAGUCUGACUCACCUUACGCAGCAUGGAGACUAAAGUCAACAGAUGAGCAUGAGACAGAGACGGGGAUGAAAUCAAAGGAAGCAAGGAAGUACAUCUUCAGCUGUUUGGAUGACAUAGUGCACGUGAACUUGGUGAUGAAUCUGGAAGGUAGUGACUUGCUAGCGGAGAAGGCAGACCGUCGGGAGUUUGUUGGCCUGCUGAAGAAGAUGUUAUUGAUUGAUGCAGAGGAGAGGAUUGCCCCUGCUGAAGCUCUCAGCCACCCCUUUGUGACAAUGCAACACCUGCUCGACUUUCCCCACAGCAACCAUGUGAAGUCAUGUUUCCACAUCAUGGAUGUUUGCUGGACUCGUCCCAGUGCGUAUGAGGCGGUCAACAGAAAUAAAGGCCCUUUCGUCAGACCUGUGACCACAACCGCUGCUGCUUCAGUCAACCACCCCUUUAGCAAGAUAACUGGUGUCCACACGCAAGGGUUAGCCCCAUCUGCCCCAUCAGUGAUGCAUCCUGGCAUACCGUUGCAGACCGGAAGUGGUCAGUUUGGAUGCAACGAUUCAUUUCAGCAGGCACUCAUCUUAUGUCCCCCAACCAUUCAAGGAAUACCCACCAACACAGCUAAACCAGCAGGCUACUCUGUUCGAAUGGAGGCGUCUGUGCCCCUGGUCACUCAAGCACCCCCAAUCCAGCCCAUACAAAUCAGACCUGGAGUCAUCACGCAGGCCUGGUCAAACCGAGCUCAGCAGAUCUUGGUGCCCACUUGGCAGCAGGUGACAUCAGUGCCCCCACCACCAACCACUUUGGCGUCUGACACUGUGGCGGGCUCACAGAGAUUGGGCGACUGGGGGAAAGUGCGUACCCAUGGUAACCAUUACAGCUCCAUGAUUGCCCACCCUCAGCCAUUCUUAACCAACCAAAUGACCAUGUCCACCCACCAGCCAAUCAACAUAGGCAUUGCACAUGUGGUGUGGCCGCAGCCAGCUGCCAACAAGAGAGCUAAGCCUUGUGGAAACAGGGGCAGCAACUUUUCCCAAAACACAAACAUCCAAAAUUUAGCAUGCCAGUCCCCAAAGAUGGCCGAUACAGCAAAGAAUGUGGAGGAGGUAGAGGAGGAGGAAGCCAGAUGCCCAGAAGAAGGGCAUGCUGCUAGAGAAGAGCAAGGAACAGAGCAGGUAGAGGAAGAUGAUGAGAACUGCUGUAAAGUGCAGCCAGACUGUGAGCUUUCAGUUUCACAGGAGCAGCGGCAGGCCAUGGUGAUCUCUGACCUAGCUAGCCCGACUGUUAGCGUCAUCAGUAUAAGCAGUGACGAGGAGGACAGCGCACAAAGACACUCAAUGGGGGAGUGUAAGGGUAGCGCAGAUUGUGAAGCGUGUCAGAGCACCGUCAGUAUGGAGAGAGUCUGUUCCCUCAGCAGCCCAGACAGCACGCUCAGCACCAGCUCUUCAGCCUCAGCCCAGUCCAGCACAUCACCCUGCAAACACCCCAACAGUAUGUCAGAUGAUGAACAGGAGAGUGGUUGUGACACAGUGGACAGCUCGCCUGCCUCACACGCCUCCGGCCACAGCAACAGUCGCUUCACAGAGCGACGCUACAUGGCAAAUGGCAACCAGAACUGCGAGCCCCGUGUCGCAUGCGUCGCCCCAGAGACAGAGCCCAGCAAGCCAACAGUGCGUACUGUUGUGGUGCCUCCAAUGAGGGUGCAGAACAACAACAUCAACCAUGCAGUCAUGGAAACACCUGGCAACACAGUCUUAGAGUCUUCAUGCCAGUCCAAAGGGCGAGGCAUUCCUGGGCGACAACAUCACCACUCCACUCCCCUCCUCAACCGGCCGCAGAAGAUCACCCCUGCAUUCCAGCCCCAGCAACAGCAGCCCAUAGGCUUUGGGCAGGUCCAACAUUUCGGUUCUUGCCACCAGGAGUGGAAUGGCAACUUUGCCCACCGGAGACCACAGGCGUAUAUCCCUCCCACCAUGCAUGGGCACACAUUCACCCUGUCCCACAGCAGCCCAAACCAUUCUACGGGCCCCCACCCCCACCUUGGGGGCCACCCACACUCCCAGCCCACCUUACUCUCCUACCCCCCUUCUGGUCCUCUGGUCACGGCUGCACCCGUGGCUCACCUCCUGGCCUCCCCUGGGUCCUCACGCCCCGUCCUCCAGCCCACCUACAGCAUCUCCCACCCGGCAGGCAUCGUGCAUCAGGUCACAGUGGGCAUCAACCACCGGCUGUUGCCCUCCCCCACCUUGCACCCGCAGGGCCAAUUCAAGCCCCUCUUUCCCCCGCAUUCCUACAUCGCCUCGCCCGCCUACGCCAGUUUCCCUCUCAGCCCCACCAAAAUAAACCAGUUCCCCUACAUCUGAGCAUCGGUGUACAGGUACCCUUCACACCACCUGAGGGCUAAGUGAACAGGGCGAAUUCUAUCUUAAACCACAAACAACAUGGUUUUCAUUUCCAAAAACCAUGGCACAACCACAGAGAAAGCAAGCUAUUUUUUGAAUCAUGUAGACUUGGGUGUAAUUGAACUUCAAGCUUUAAAAAAAAAAAAAAAAAGAGUUUCAAUGGUGGAGAUGAUUUGGGCAAAAUUAAGAAGUAAAUAAUGUAUGAAUGAUUGAAUGAAAGAAUGAAUGAGUAGUUAAACUCACACUUAAUGUGUUUUGCACAUUUGAUAUAUCUUUGCAUUGGAUCUUCUACGAAUACUCCUCAAAACAGGUAAAUAAUUGGGGUGAUGUUGAAUAGUUAGACUUUGCACCCCUAAUCCCAGCUAUUUUUCUAUAUUGCCUUCUUACAUGUGCAAGACACAUCCAUAUUUGUAAAGCCAUCCCAGUCUCUAGCUCUAGAUUGACAGAUGCACAUGUUGUCCACAGUGUAUGUUGUACUGCGUUUGAAGUAUUUGUACCUUUUCGGUGUCUUUUGGUGUUAGCAAUGUCAAGUCAAUUAACCGAUUUAAAUAGGGUUGUUCCUCACGCUGCAUGUGGUCUUGCAUGAGCAAAAAUGUAAACGGAAAGAUGCAUAGACGUUGCUCUUAUUGUUUGUGUCACAAGACUCGCUGCAUUGUAUAACUGUCCCCAGCCAUAGUGCCUUACAUAUUUGAGGUUGUUAAUGUUACUACUUAUAUAUGACUAUAUACAUGAAUAUUAAUGUACUGGACUGCAGCACUUGAAAUUCCAAUCAGUCGAUGCAUCCUAUGUGUGAGUAUAUAUAUGCACAUGUAUAUGUCCAUGCAUAGCCUGCAUGGAUGUGAUGUAUUGCGGAUAGCGGUGCUUAUUUUUGGAGUCAGUGUAUAUUUCAGUGUGUAGUGAGUUAGUUUUCUGUUCUUUCAAGAAGAACAGCAUGCUUUGCUGUUGCGAAUGCUUGCUGUUUCAUUAAUUUUUUUUUUCUCCCUUCCCGAAUGAACUAGUGUACAAAGUGCAAGUACUGAGUAUUGCUUAAUAUUUGAUAAUCACUUUCUAUUUAGUGAAACUCUUAUUACUAACAGUAUUUGUACUGUUUGAUGAAACUGCAAUACAAUCUAAAUAGUCGAUUUUUUUUUUUUUUUUUUUUUUUUUUCCUCGUCUUCGUAUUUUCAUUUUGAGUGUUUUCACUUUGUUUCUUAGAUGUUUAGAAGUGUGGUGGGCAUGGCUUUGAUUAGGUAAGGAAAAAAUGCAAAUUAAUUCAUGGUAUGGAAUCUUCUAAGCCUGAGCAAACCAUGCAGUAUUCAAUAUACACACAUAUAUGGACAUAUAUUAUAGAGCUAGACUAUUUAGUACAGAUGCUUGAUAAGGUGUGAGUUAAUUGUGUGCAAUUCUCUCAUUUAUGCAUGUGUGACAAAUUUAACUUUUUCCCUUUACAUUAUACCAUUUGUUAAAGGCUUAAGGCUUAUCGAUGUCAACAGCUUAUUUUAUACAUUCCGUCAGGGAGGAUAUAUACAUACAUAUAUAUAAAUAUAUAUGGUGGUAUCACCAGUCUAUAUAUAUCUAUAUAUCUAUCU